GCGGGGAGGGGGCUGUGUCCUCGGGGGGCGUGGGGGGGCUGAGGGAUUUCCUCCCCCCUAUUGUUCUCGUCCCUCCGCGCCCCCCGUUAAUCCCCCCUCAAUCUGGGGCGGGGGGACCCCCCCAGUCCCGCCGGCCCAUGGUGAGGCGGAGGCGCCGGCAGCACCCAGAGUCAAGCCUUGAAAACACAAGGUUGGAAAACUUGAUCUGAGCCGCACCUCCCUGACAUAUGAUACUAUCUCCAAACAGCCCCUGACAAGUGAACCCUCUCAUUGAAAUCAUAAUGGUGAAUAACACUGAAGACCCUCAAGAGGCUUUGUAACGUCCCAUCCUCAUGUAAAGUAUGCUCAGAACUUUUCCAGUAGUCCUGCUGGAAACCAUGUCUCACUACACGGACGAGCCAAGAUUCACCAUAGAGCAGAUCGACCUCCUGCAGCGCCUGAGACGCACGGGAAUGACCAGACAUGAGAUCCUGCACGCCCUAGAAACCUUGGACCGCCUCGACCAAGAGCACAGCGACAAAUUCGGGAGGAGAUCUGGCUACGGAGGCGGCUCCUACGGCAACAGCACCAACAACGUCCCGGCGUCCUCCUCCACGGCCACGGCUUCCACGCAGACGCAGCACUCGGGGAUGUCCCCGUCCCCCAGCAACAGUUACGACACCUCCCCACAGCCUUGCACUACGAAUCAGAACGGGAGGGAGAGUAACGAGAGGUUGUCCGCCUUCAACGGGAAGAUGUCGCCCACCCGCUACCCGCUGGCCAACAGCCUGGCCCAGAGGUCCUACAGCUUCGAGGCUUCCGAGGAGGACUUGGACAUCGACGACAAAGUGGAGGAGCUGAUGAGGAGGGACAGCAGUGUGAUAAAGGAGGAGAUCAAAGCCUUCCUCGCCAACCGCAGGAUUUCCCAAGCAGUUGUUGCACAGGUAACAGGUAUCAGCCAGAGCCGGAUCUCCCAUUGGCUGUUGCAGCAGGGGUCGGACCUGAGUGAACAGAAGAAAAGGGCAUUUUACAGAUGGUACCAGCUUGAGAAGACAAAUCCUGGGGCCACACUAAGCAUGAGACCCGCUCCCAUCCCAAUAGAAGAGCCAGAAUGGAGACAGACGCCUCCCCCAGUCACAGCUACCUCUGGGACCUUCAGGCUACGGCGAGGCAGUCGCUUCACGUGGAGAAAGGAGUGCCUGGCUGUUAUGGAGAGUUACUUCAAUGAGAAUCAAUAUCCCGACGAGGCGAAGAGAGAAGAAAUUGCCAACGCCUGUAACGCAGUUAUACAAAAACCAGGAAAAAAAUUGUCAGAUUUGGAGCGAGUCACCUCCCUCAAAGUGUACAACUGGUUUGCCAACAGGAGGAAGGAGAUCAAGAGGAGAGCCAAUAUCGAAGCAGCAAUCCUGGAGAGCCAUGGAAUAGAUGUACAGAGUCCGGGAGGUCACUCCAACAGCGAUGACGUGGACGGCAACGACUACUCAGAGCAGGACACUUGGCAAGUACGCAACGGGGAGGAGGAGGGACGGUGUUCCGAGGGAGGCAGAGAAGCAGAGAAGGUAGAAGAAGACAGGAGGAUCUGCUCCAAACAAGAUGACAGCACUAGCCACAGUGACCACCAAGACCCCAUUUCCUUAGCCGUGGAGAUGGCAGCAGUCAACCACACCAUCCUGGCGCUGGCCCGGCAAGGAGCCAACGAGAUCAAGACAGAGGCUCUGGACGACGACUGAUGCCAAGAAAGGGGAGGGUCAAAGCAAGAAGUAACUUAGUUUUAGACGUAGCACCUUAGCAGACUUUCCUCGGUCCUUAAUAUGUGUUCUUACAGUAUAACUUUGCAGUUUCUUGUACGUCAGUUAGCUGUUAGGGUCUUGUUCUGUGAAGAUGGCAUGGUGCCCUCAGCCUUUGCAUAUACUCUCUCAGUAUUAAUUCCCAAUAAAUAAUCAAUCAACCAACCAACCUCCCUCUCCCGGCCCCCAGUGGCUAGAAAGGUAAAAUCCAAAAAAAACCAAAAAAAAAAAAGGAAAAAAAAAAAAGUUAAAAAAAAAAAAAAUCUUGCUGCUCUGUCUUAGCAUUCAAAGUGCUUCCAGGUAUUUUAGACAGCCCUCAAUUACAAGUCUUAGGCUACACUUAAAAUCUUGGAUAACCUUAGAGAUGGUGUUGAAACCGAUAGUCCGUACGCUUUCCCUGCCCUGAGACUGAAAGGAUGCAAGCUGAGGUAGUGGCACAGGGUGGAUGGACACCAGACCGGGAGUACCAACAGAGAGUAAAAAGAACACUUAGAAACCCCACUCCAGCCUGGGAAUAAACGAUUUCCAGCUGCAAUAAGCCGUGCCUCACUGCUCAUACAGUGACUCCGUUUACUUUCGGGUGCUGUGCUGAGAAUGUCCAUUGGAAACACAUUCCCACAUUCCGGUUGUUGCUCCCAUAUUCAACACAGACAUCCUCUACUCUCACGAGCUGCGUGGCUGAGUGGAGAAGUGCUGCCUUCUGCCUCUGGGACCGUGGUUGAAGCCCAGCCUGGGAUCAAAUGAAAAAUGAGCUGAAUGUCUAAUGGACAACAGUCCACUUCUCAGAACCACUGCUCGUUCUUGGCGUGGCUGGCAGUGCCUGCUCAGAAGAGGUCUAGACUCUUACCCAUCUGUCAUUAACAAUUUCACCUUUAAUUCCUCCUCUCUCACCUUUUCUGUCCCCACCCUCCUCCCCUCUCCGCUUUGCCACUUUCCAAAGCAAUGUUUUCCAGGAAGGUUGUUAAGGUCCUGAAAUGGGUGAGUGGAUUUUUACACGCCUGUGUAAGUAACGCCUCCUGACUAGCCUGAAGGGUUACUGGAGAAUUCGACAUCUGACCUUUGCUAGAUAACCAUCAGAGCAUAAAUAUUCUCCUAAAUACGAACUUUUUUUGUUUGUUUGAAGGCAGGAGGAUCUCUUACCUGAGAAAUGGGGUGUGAAUGUUUUGUGUUCUCUUUACUCUGUCUUUGUUAAGGUGUGAGAAAGCUAUACUGCUACGAGCAAUUUAAUUAAUAAUUGGAAGCCAUACUGAUAAUGGAUGUGGUAAUACUUGUAAAGCAAACCUACUCUAAGUAGCAGGAACUAAUGGAAUUGUUUUCCUUGAUCAUAUGUAGCACUUUUGUUACUUUUUUCUUAAAGAUAUUUAUAUUUGAUAAGUCUUUUUUUUAUCAUUUGAGAAUUCCAAAUACCAAACAGCCAACUUGCAUUACAGAGUCACCCUGCGAUCACCUUGUCAUCUAGUAUCUAAAUGAUGAACUGUGUGUGCAUCUAAGAAAAUUACAUCUGCUAGCAUUGUGUGGAAAUGAUCUCCUGGCAUCCUGAUAGAAUGAUGUGUUGCUGCCGGUAAGAGGAAACAUUUUGAUGGAAACAGCACGAGGAGUGUUAGAGACGGGCAGGGCUGUGUUACAUUAGCAGAGAACAAAUUAAAAACCUGCAGAAAUUUUUGUAUGGAGACACUUAUAUAAAAGUUUGCCCAGCGUUUCCUCCACGUCCCGCUUUAUCUUCCCAGUUUGUGUGGGAAUGGCUUAAAGAGGGGAAAACAGCUCAGUCUGGAGGAUGGAUUUCCCUUCACUCCCCUCCAGUUUCGAGGUGGAAGCUGCUGCUGCUCGCUUUGUUCUCAUCCCUUCCUCCCUCUUAACUCUCAGAGAGCUUGGUGACCCCUCCAGCGUGGCUGCUCAGCAGGUUUGAGCCAGGCUGAGCCCUCCAGAUCAGCUCCCUCUGUCCUCAUGGAGCAAACUGCUCCCCCAAGUGCCGAGGAGAUCCUGUCCUCUUCGGCCCUUGGAAGAUCUAUAGGUGAGGCUUGGCCUUGACUUCACUUAGGGAUUUCAUUGGAAAAUUUACGUGCUUUCCUUAGAUGUAGAUCACUGGAACAGAAUGAAGCCACCUUUUUUUUCUGUUUUAUUGCAUUUCUCGAGUAGGCAAAUUCAUGAGUAGCAUCAGGGCGGACUCAGGAAAGGCAGGGCUCGGAUCAGCGACCAUUGCACCACUGCAGUUAUUUUCUUCCUGCCUGUAUGAAUGUUUUUGGUACUAAGGAGUGAAAGGAUGGGGAGAGCUUUUAUUUCUCUUUUUGCACAGCAGAAUGAUGGAGCAAACUCGAGCCUUAGUGGAAUUUUACCUAGUUAUUCAUUCCGCAGUCACACACUGAGCUGACAAGCAACAUCCACGAUUUAUAGUAAGGAGAUUUUAAUAAUCGAUGACCUCUUUACGUUGGGCUUGCCACCACCAUUUGUUCUGGCUGUUUCAUUUUAAAAAGAACAGACUCAAACUGUUGGACAGCUGCAAUUUUAAAAGAAAUAUUGCUUAUUGCUUACUAUAAUAUCUGUAAAAAGGCAUUGUUUGAGGCUUUGCCUUUUUAAAGCAAUAGGAAAGUAUAAAAAUAGUAUUAGAACCUCUGUAUCCUGAUUAUAGGUUCAUGUCAUGCAGGAUCAAAGUAACACCUCUGAAAUUGUGUGUCUGUGCCAUCUAAUGUAGAAUAAUCUGGUUUUAAUUCUGUUUGUCACUGUCAGGAAGCUGCUGACAUCCCACACCAGCAUCUUCUCUGAAGGUUAAACAGGUAAAAAACCCCUUGCAAGCAGCUGGAGAUUGGCAGAUCUUCCUGGGCUGUAAAUACCAGAUUUCUGCCUUCCCACAUUGUCACCUUAGCAGAGAAAAUAUCAAAUAUCUGGGGGAUCAACCCCUUGUGGGGUCGGUGUUUGGGGUGUGUCUGUUCUGGCUUCUCUUGGGGCAUGGGGAGGUUACGAGGGACAAGUGGCACCUCAGAGGAACCAGUGGGACCUCAGCUGUCCCCAGGUGCUCCUGGCAGGUCGUUCCCUUCAUCCUGGAAGUUGAUAAGGAGCCAUUUGCAGUUGGUCAGUCCCUUUUUGGUUUGAGGUGAGUUAUCUGUGAUGGGACAGGUGCUGAUGUGAUGGUACCGAGGCGAGCAAACGUGAUCUGGAGUAAAUCAAAGAACCAGUGCAGGCUGUGUCCUGGAAUUCAGGAAUCCUGGAAUUCUUUCUUCUGGGGGUUCUUCCACUAUAUAGGAGUCAUCUUUGUCUUUCUGUCUGUGGGUUUCCUUGGAAAUGAAGCCUCAUUUUGGUAGCAGUGCAAUGGAGUUUGUUGGAGCCAGGCUGGAGUCGCUGCAGUUUGUUCUCUGGGGGUUUCCUUGAAGCAGCUCUGGUGGCAGAUCCGAGCUACCUUCUUGUUCUGUGAACAGAGAAGAAGUUAAUUUAAGAAGCUCCUCAUCUGUGAUGGUCACAGAUUGCUUUUAACUUUUUAGGGUGAAUUCUGGCUGAUAAUUUGUCCCUCAUAAAGUCCUUUUACUUGAGUUGUCGUCUCUGACCAUCUUCUUAAAACAACAAUUUCUACCUCCACUUCUUUUCUGGAUUGUUUUGAUGUUGGGUUUUUUUUUAGUUCCCCCACCCUUUUCCGUGAAAUAUGAGGUCCCAAACAUUUGCAAAAGCCUUAUGAGUUGAUAAAAAUCAGCAGAUUUGUUUUCUGUUGAUCUUCUGAGUACACAUCUUCAUAGAUCUUCAUAGACACAUAUUGGGUUACAGUGAAGUCUGUGCUGCAUGUGAGUCUGCAGUGCAUCCUUGCAGCAGUUAAGGAAUCUCAUUAAGAGCCUCCAGGAGCUCAUGGAAAGGGUUUAGACCCCUCUGUCCAUCAUUUGUGGGACCGGUGUGUGGGCAGGAGGGGCGAGAGGGAGGAUUGGAGCACAUCCCAUUGUGGGAGAUUGCAGGAGCUGGGAUUGUCCAGGCUGGCUCUGGGGACAUCCCAGAUUUUGGGUUUAACUGUCUUAAUAAAUUAGUUCUAAUUUGGGGGUCCAGUGCAGGGUCAGGAGUUGGACUUUGAUGAUCCUUGUGAGUCCCUUCCAGCUCAGGAUAUUCCGUGAUUCCAGGGAAGACAGAGCCAGGCUCUUCUCAGAGGUGCCCAGCAAAAACCUGAGGGGCAGAGGGCUAAAGCUGCAGUAAGAAAAAUCCCAGAUGAAUAUAAAUAGAAAUAUUUUCAUGCUCAGUGGUAGAAAUUGUCCAGAAAGUCAGUGAAAUUCCCAUCCUUGGGGAUACUCAAAAUUCAACUGGACAGGGUUGGAUUAGAGGCCUCCAGAGGUUUCUUCUGACCUAAAUGUUUCUCUGAUUCUGUGCAGACCUGCUCAGGUUGAUGUGUUCCCUAGUCCUGAUUUGUACAUGUUGACUUGUUUAAAGAAAUUCUGUUUAUUUGUUGAGGGCUUUUUCUGUUUUGCUGUUCAUAAAAAUUGUCUUUCCUAGUUUACUAAUAGAGAGGAGCUUUAUUUGCAGGGUCUGGCUCCAGGCUCCAAUCAAGCCAUAAGUUAGAGAUUUCAUUAAUUAUUUGCUCUGUUUACACAGUUCUUCAGGGAUAUUUGACUUAUUCUGUUUGUUUCAUUGCCUAACAUCAGACUGGUAAGUUUUUCAUGUUUUUGUAGCAUCUGUGAUUUGUAGAACAGUUUUGCCUUAAUUUUGUGAAGAUUUAUCUUUGUCUUGCUGCUGUGAGUACAAGUGAGAAACUCCACAUAUCUGAACUUAUUUCAGGAAAAACUGGGGUUAACUCAAGCCCACUGGUGACUACUGUGGUAAGCCAGAAAUUUGGGGUCAGUAAAUCACAAAUUGGUGAUUAUUAGGAGCUGAGAGGGUUUGACUGGGAAAAAGUCAGAUUAUGCUCACUUGGAUCCCCCUUUCCUUGUGCUGUUGGCCACUUCUAGGGAAAGCAGUGUGGUAGCUGGAAUAGCUUUUAUUUUUCAUGCAGAUAAACACACUAAAAUUGGUGUAAGAAUUUUCCAAACUCAGAAUUGCUGCUGUGAUGCAGGAUGUUGGUUCCCUUUGUGUGAUCCUAACUGGGAUCCAAAGCUGGAGUCACACUUUGCAAAUCACUAAAUUCAGUGUGAGGCUCUGCCCCUAAUCCUGAGCUGUGGGUGUUCAGUUGGGGAUGGUUCCCAACCCCUCCUCUGCUUUAUCCCUACUCAUUUUAAUUAAUAUUUGUAAUAAUGUUCCUCCUCCCACUCCAGCUCCAAGGUGCAGCCCCCACUUCCCAGUGCUCAUCAGCUUCAUUGUGUAAUUACCAGCAAAUUUAGGGGCUUUUGUCAAAGCUUUGCUCUCAUUUUAUCUCAGUUUUCCCACUCAAAUAGCUCUUGCACUCUUUGAAGUUAUUUAACUUGAUGAUAUUAUUUUGAUCAAAGUCUUAAGCUUUUUUGGCAGUAAUCUUUGGUUUGGUGCAGCUUUUGGCAUUUGGCAGGAAUCUUUGUUGGCAGGAUUGGUUUUAAAUUUGUGUUACGUGUCAGUGACCUUAAUAUAUGUUCCAUACAUGGAUUUUGUGUGUUUGUAGCAGCAGGCAGGGCUUGGAUCCUGAUCCCAGCUACUUUAAUGGAGUUUUGUGGAGUUUUCACUGUGAUUCCUUGGAAGGGAAGGUUGAUGGCCUGACCAAAAAAAAUACCUUGCAGUUCCCAAGAGGAAUUGCAGAGACAUUUCAACCUAAAACAUUCCCCCUUGGGCUUUUGAGCAGCUGGGAUAUUUACUCAGGAUAUUGGAUCAGUUAUUGGCCAAAAGGGAUUUGGUACAGCCCUAAACCCUUCAUUUCAGCCUCUCUUUCUGCUGUCAAAUUUAUGGGGUUGAAACUGUCUGACAUUGCACAUUCAUGAAAACCAGAGGCAUUCUAGAGAUGGCAGCCACAAAUCCAAAUUUAAAAUACACUGAAAUGAUCUUUUUUCCUUUGUGAGAAAUGUGUUACAACCAGAAGAGCGUGGUUGGGUGUUUUGAGCACUGUCAGGAAGGUGACAGUGAUUUGAUGUUGGUUUUUGUCCAACAAAUGUAAAUCAAAUCAAACCAGUGGAAGUUUAUCUCAGUGGCAGCAGUGAGGCAGAGGGAGAAAAAUUUAAACUCUUGUGCUGAAGAGUUUGUUGCCAUCCUUGGCCUUAGGUUUUGUCACUUAAAAAUAGCCUGGAAUUUUUUGGUUUGUAGUUUAUAGCAGAGAAUCGUGGAAUGGGUUGAGUGGGAAGGGAUUUUAAAGAGCAUCCAGCCCCACCCAUGCCAAGGGCAGGGACAUCUUCCUCCAUCCCAGGCUGCUCCAAGUGUCCAUCCUGGCUUUGGACACUUCCAGGGAUGGAGCAGCCACAGCCACCACGGAGCUAGAAAAGAAUUUGCCAUUUGAAACACAGGGGAAAAUUCACAAAACAUUUUCAACGCCACUUUUAAUCAGGCUGAUGCAGUGAAGGAACCAAUGGGCUUGAUGGCUGCAGUGUGGAGCUCUUUCCCACUCUUUCAGGGAGGUCUGGAGCUCUCCAGCCAAGAGCUGAAGCAGGAAUGAACCGAAGCCAUGGAGCUGGUGAUGGGCUUUGAUGUUUCUGUAUGUGCAGAGCAUCUCUCCCUCAGCUGCCUUGGCAGAAGCCUCCCUCUGCCAUUUAUCCCCUCUCUGCUCAAUGGCAGCGGGUGUGUUCUGCUGAUCAAAACACCCGGCACACUUGUGCUGAAUCCUUUCAGGCUGCAGCCAGGGUAAUUGGGAUGGGCAGGAUAAAUGCCUGGGAGUGUGGCAGUCACAGUGAUGGCAGCUCUUUUCAAUGCCUGGGUGUCCCUGACGGGUAAUUAGCGGCUUUAGAACGGAGGGAUUGGCAUGGCCGUGAUUAAAAGGAUUUCUGUCUUUCCUGUGAUUGAAAACAGAAGAUCUCCCGCCCCCUAAUUCUCUUUUAAUACCAGUGUUAUUAGUGACACUUGGAACACAGCUCCUCUGUAAACUUAAAUAAUGACCUCAGUGAAUGGUGACUUACAAACAGCAGGGACUGAAGCGAGCUCGGUUUCUAUGCAAAGCUGCUCCUCCUCAUUCUGUGUUCCCUGCUCCCAGUGAGCUGGGGAGACAAAGAGGACAUUUGGUUGUGUGACAGCCUGGGGACAGAUUGCCCAGGGCCUGCUUUAGCUCUUGUGGCUCAUUUUGGGUUUCAGGAGAUGGAGAGGACGAGCCAUGAACUCAUCCUGAGUUUUCACCUGUCUGCAGGUGGAGGGUUCCUUGGAGCAGGGAAUGUCCCUGGCUCGUGGGAGCCACUCCAAAUUGCCAUUCCCAGUUUGGAAGCCUUACUCGUUGCCCUUUCUCCUCCAGCUCUGCUCUCUCAGCUAACAGAGUGUAGUAAUAGGAGCUAACUCCCCUUUUUCCUUAAAGGAAUCUCAAACUAUCCCCCCACAGGAAAGUUGGCUGGACACCACCCUUGCCAUUCACCCAGGAUAGCUGGUGAUGACCCAAAAUAUCAUCAUUUUCCCCUGAUGAGUUGUUAGAUUCUCCAAAAGCAUCUGCCAUAGGAUGUUCUGUGCCUUUUAAAUCUGUUUUUGUCAGUAUCUGUUGCCCACUGAGCACUGUGCUCCACUUCUGCCCUUAAGUUUCUGCCCAGAUCUCUCCAUAGUGCUGUUCUCCAGUUAUCAGGCAGCUUUCCACAUUUUGUUGGCAUGUGAAGAUGCUUAGAGGGACUCUGAGUCAAUUUUAGUAAAACUGUCGAGUUCCUAUCACCAACAAAUUCUCAAGAGAAUUGAGGGACUUCCUUAGGCUCUUCUUUAAAUCUUCCAGUUACUUUUCAGCUUCUUUGCACUGAAAUCCUCGUGAAUCCCAGUUCAGAGCAGACUUGUGGCCGUGGGUACUUCAUCUCUUCCAGCACAGUUCCCACCACUGCACUCCCAGUAGCAAUGGGAACAACUUCUGGUUUAGAAAAUACAUUUUUAGAUAUUCACUUGCUGCUGUCACUGGCCUCAAUUCAGCUUCCCGUCCUCCUCUCCCUUCUCCUUAACUAAUUAAAGUCUUCCAUGUUAUGGCAAGAUGGCACAUGUAGCUUAAAUAACCCACCUCUUUAAUUAAGAGGUUGGAUUCAGCCUUCUGAGAUAUAUUUGACAUCAUUUGAGAUUUAAAAAUACAUUUUACUUACACAGUUUAUCCGUCAGAUCGCUCAAGGAGGGCAGAGAGAUAAUGAAAGUAAAUUAUUAAUUAAUAUUUCUCACCCAGUAUAUUCCAUUAAGAAUAUUAAGCAUUUAUUCUGUUCCUCAAAGCAUGUUUGACUUAGGAUAGAAUUUUUUUUUGAAGUCUGCCUGCUGAUGAAGCUGCUGCUUCUCUCUUUGACAGGGCUGUAGGGAUAGGGUGGAAAAUACUCUCACCAGAGCCAGGAAUUCCAAACAUCAACUCACUGACCAGGUUUUCCUUUUCCUUUAUGCAUUGUAAACAGAUCUUCUCAAGCCCAACAUGCCACAGACUGUCCCUGCCACAUCCAGGCUGUUCUUACCUUGAAAAUUGGUAAAAUUAAGGAGUGAAAUCAGCAGGAGCAUCUCCACUUCCAGUGUGUGGGAUGAGUUUGGGUUUGGAGUGGUGCAUAUAUGUGAUAAAUUUGUAAAGAGUGAUGCAGAAUAGAGAGACACUUUCAAUUAGGGUUGUGUUUGGGUUUUUUUUUUUAAGUUUUUUUAUUUUCUGAAGUAGAUGGAAUAGGGAGUUUGCAUCAGGAUUGUGGGAGGCCACCCGACCUUCAGGGUCUCCUUGUAGGUGACAGCCUGGUCCCUUCUGGCCUUAAUUGUAAAUCUGUGACUCCAAAGAGAUAAAACGUGUCUUUUACCUUUAGAACUUGUUCAGAAUAUUGAAUAUUUAUAGAGAUUUGAGUUCUGGAGGGGUUCUCUGCAGCAAGAACUUUCCAUCAGAGAACACACCGUGCCUUAUGUCUCUAACCCCAGUUCCAUACAAUAAAAAUCUUGUCCCAUUACCCCCAAAAAUCCAGCAUAAAUAGAAUUUGAUCAAUUACAACCAUUUCUUUGGGCAGCAGUGCCUCAGCAGCUGAUUUUCACAAACACCAUUAUCAGAGGGCUUCAAAAAGAUCUCACAGGCAGCACAAGCCCUCUUGCUGAACUGAUGUCUCCUUCUUUCCUGCAUUCCUUGAAGGAAUUCCUGUGGAGAGUCUGAGCUCAACCCUCCUCAACUGCUCUGAGCCAUUUGCUUUCCUCUGAAGUUGAUUCUCGGUACUGAAUUUGUCCCGUUAUUUUCCCAGAUUUCAGUGCUUCUCAUAGAAAUAAUUUCUUUUAUUUUUCAUACAAACCCCUUCACAUCCCAAUAAUCCCAUUUAACCCGGUUUGCCUGUGCUGAAGUGCUCUGACCUGAAGCUGUUGUCCUUGCAGCCUCCAAGUGAGGGAUUUAUGUUGCUUCCACCCUAUAAAAACCAAUCCAGUGUAGGGCAGAAGCUUCCAAACCUUCUGCUCUGGGGUUUCCCAGCUCUCAGACCCUUCUCCCUUCCCUCUCUGCAGUUUGGAUGAUUAGAAAAUCACAGAAACAGCAAUUUUUAAGUAUAAUUUUUUUAUUAUUACUUGGACUGUCUUUUUUUUACUGGGAAGAUUUGUUUACUGGGAGACAUUCCCCUUUCCUUUGGCCUUUUAGAUGGUGCUGUAUCCAUUACUUACUUGAAGUCGAAGUAUAUAUGAAAUAAAUAAAAACAAUUUUAUCUACUUUGGCUGGUUAAAAAAAACCAAUCAGCUCAUAAAUUCAGCCAGUUUACAGCAGCAGGUUGGACCCUGGGAGAGGGACAAAGUGGAAAUGUUUUUUUCAUGGAAUUGUGGAAUGGUUUGGGUUGGAAGGGACAUUAAAGCUCAUCCAGUUCCUCCCUCUGCCAUGUGCAGGGACACCUUCCACUAUCCCAGUUUGCUCCCAGCCCUGUCCAGCCUGGCUUUUCUUGUUCCAGUUUAUUUUGCCUUGCUUGCCCUUUGUGUUGGGACCUUACUGGGAGCAGUGGAUUGUCCCAGUUUGGGUGCCUGCUUUUCAUGGGGGUGUUUGGAAUGCCUGGAUUUGCACAGCUUCCCCAGGAGUCUGCUGCUCCCCUUGGACACUUCCUUUAUCCAGGGCUAGGGAUCCCUCACUGCAGCCAGAGCAGCUUUUCAUUAUUAUUCAUCAGUUGGUUUAGGCUUGAAAAUCAUUGGGAAAUCUUGAAGUCACUGUUCCAGAUGAAAAAAUUCACAGUGAAAACAGAGUUUGGAUUUUGAGCUCCCCAUCCUCCAGUGUUAUCCACUGAAUUUUCUGUUCCUUUUUUUUUUGGCUUCUGUGUGAAUUUGGGUCAUCCUGAGCCUCGUGCUGCCCUGAAGUUGGUGACUGAUUUUUGAUUGCUGUGGGAUCAGAGCCCUGUUUGGUCUUUUGGGCGGGACAGAUUCCCCAUCCUAUCACCCAGUAAAAACCCCAAAGCAAACCCCCUUUUCCUUGCUGUCAGCUCCAGGAAUGUCUUUGAAUCUCAUCACAGCCUCCCUGGUUUUGCUGCUGGAGUUCUGGCUGGUUCUGGGCAGCCCUGCUCCCCCCAGUGCUGCUGGUUGAGGCUGGGAGAGCACAGUGCACUGUCACACCCUGUGAUGUCACUGUGCCACCGUGGGACAGGCUGUGCCCCUAAAGUAACCCAGGAACAGCAGAUUUAAACUCAGUUUGGUUUCAUCUCUGUCGAAGGGUGACGAGUCAAAGUUUGUGGCCAUGAGGAGCUCUCAUUUCCAGACACAUUGCCUUGGCUGUCUUCCUCUGGUCUUUGUCAUCUUCCCAAGGCUGCUGAAAGCCCGGGAAGCGGGAGAUACCUGCAGUACUUCUUUCAUUUUAGGGUUUUUUUUUCUUAAUGUCCAUUUUAAAAGUGCCUAAGUGAGGAACAGGACUCCAGAGCGAGCUGGAGGAAUAGGAUUAGACCUCAUUGCCCUCUUAAGAAAAGCCCUCCCUGCGUCCCUCCGCACAUCCCUCCAGUGAGUCCGGCACAAUCCGGCUGGAGAAGAUUCCCCGUUCCUUCCUCGUGCUGCCCCCCUUGGUUCUCAGUCCUCUGCAGGGGGAUCUCAGUUCUGAGCCAAACGUUUGCAAGCUCUGAUCUGGGGUGGAUGGCAAAGAGGGGAGGCUUGGAUGGAGUUCAGGAGGAAACUGCCUCUUGGAUUGCAGAUACAAAGAGCUCUGGGUGACAAACAUCCACCUCUGGAAAACCAGGUCUGGGUGGAAAAAGCUGAUGGGCUUCUUCAAUCACUUCCUUUGGAAUCACAGAAUGGUUUGGGUUGGAAAGAACCUUAAAAAUCAUCCAGUCCCACCCCUGCCAUGGGCAGGGACACCUCCCACUGUCCUAGUUUGCCCUGUCCAACCUGGCCUGGAACAUUUCCAGGGAUGGGGCAGCCAAAACCUCUCUGGAAUCCCAAAGGCAGUUUCUUCCUAUAUCCUUAAUUAUUUCUAGGUUUAUCACAGUGGCACCUGCUAAACAUUUUGUCCAAAUAAUCCUAACUGUUGGCAGGUGCUUAUAAUUUUGUAUAGGUGAGAAUCUCACGUGGAUUUAAAGAAUAGAGGUAUCAGUGAUAGUUCAAAAAAAUUCACUGAAGGAGGAUUUCUUCUGACCAGAGUGAAAGGAGGUAACAGAACACUAUCAAGGUGUUUUAGUACCACUUAAGGGUUCAGCAAAUGAAAGCAAUCUGUGUGUAGAUCUUUUAUUUUUCAUCAGCAACAAAAUGAUUUCACUCUGAGGGGGGAAAGCCUGGGAAAGGACUUUUGGCAAGGAAAGCUGUGAGGACAUCCCUGCAGAGGGCAGAAACAGCCUCUGGGGAGGGGCUGGGUGUUGAUAGAAGCAGCGAUCCUGUGGGAAUCAGUUGCUGGGUCCUGAUGGAAGUGCACUGUUAGUGGAGCCUGUGGCACCCUUGGCCCUGCCCCGAGGUGCCUUUUGCAGGUGACAUUUCCUGGCUGUCACUGGCAGUGCACGCUGGUGGCAGCAGAUGGACGCUGCAGUUGAGCGUUGCAAACCCCCGAGCGAGGGCACGGUGGAACAGCCUCAGAGCCACCCAAAAAUCAGAGCAAAACCCCGGGGAGGUUCCUCACAUCCAAAUUCUGUGUCUCGGCUUUGUCCCACCGUGACCUCGGCCUGGGGCGGGUGCCAGCCGUGCAUCUCCUGUCCCUUCACUGCCACCAGGUCCACCAGUGACACCCAGGACGAGCCGUGUCCCGUCCCUGCCCUGUCCAUUCCCCCGUCAGCCUCUCCCAGCUGCAGGUUUGCCCCAGCUGGGCCCUUGUCUCAUCUGCUGUAGGUGUCCUGCCUACCUCAAGAGGUAACCAUGGGAUCCUGGAGGGGUGUGCUCACCCUCUGGUCGGUUUUCCAUGAGCACUAGCGCACACUCACACUCACACUCACACUCACACUCACACUGGAAUGUAUAUUCUCCUCCCCCCCAGCCCCCAAAUAACCUCUUGACCUGAUCCUUGCUGUAGCCACCACCAACUCCUCUUGCAAAUUGGAUGCUGCUUUAAAUGUGAAAACAAAUGUUCAAGAAGCUAUAAAACCUGAAUGAAAGCUAAAGCUGAAUUUAUAAAGCCUUGUUGCAUAUGAGCCAAAAGUGCAAAAAGCUCUAUAUAAUGAACUAACCUGCCACUCAUAUAAAUAUAAAUAUAUAUAAAUAUAUUAAAAUCAGACUGUUCUACAAAAUUGUGUAUUUGUAUUUUUGUGUACGUACAAUUUUCUGCUAAGCAGAAGGAGGAUGUAGUAUAGGAUGAUGUGAGAAGAGAUUUUGUUUAAUCAUAUUUCUUUGUUACUUAUUUUUGUUAACAUCCAGAUGCCUGUCUUUGUCUUAUGUGUAUGACACUGUUCCAAAGGUGCAGUAUCCCUCUCCUGCCGUGCGUCCGACCUCCUUCCUCCACAGGAACGAGUCAGGUGAUGCCCCUCAUCAUCCUCAUCCUCAUCAUCAUCCCCUUCAGAUCCACCCUGGUCUUGCUCUUAAGGGCUGCUCCUUCAGCUGAAAGACAAGAUGUUGAAUUUCCCUGCGCUGCUCCUCAUGGUGAAGUUGAAUAUUCAUGUGCUGGUCGGCUCCUCUGUAGCUGUUCCCUAAAUGCGUUUCCAUGCUCUGCUGCUGCUCCUCAGCCCGGCAUUUUUUGGGGAAAAAAAUGGAUUGGGUAGGUUGGGAGGGAUGAGGAGCAGAUCCUCGUGGUGGGAAGGUGCUGAACCUCAGUCCCAGCCCACGGGGGAUGGAGGAAGAGCCUCGUGUUCCCCACUGGCUGCUCUUGGGGUUUUGGGUGUCAGGAGGGAAGGCUGGGGAGGGGAUGGGCUGAAACUCCCCCUGUGUCCCUCAGGAACCUCCACCCAGCAGCCCUGGUGGCUUUGGGGCACCCUGGCUUGGCUCUGGAGCAGCCUGGAGAGGGGUCCUCUGUUCAUGCCCUUGCAGUGAAGGCACUGAGUGUGGAGAAGAGCAUCCCAAACUCUUCUCCCAGUCACUGCCUUCGUCUGCAAGGUGCUGGUGGCUCCCUGUGAGGAGAAAAGGAAUGGUGUAGGAAACCUGAGAACCCUUGGUGUGCUUGGGAAUUGUUAUUUAUCCAUCACAGAGAAUUAUCCAGGGAAAGAAAGGGCCAAAGGAAACUGGACAGGACAGGAUGUAGGAACUGAUAGGAAGCUUGGGGCAGGAGAUGAUGGAAGUUCACCUCCAGUCCCUUGAGGAAAUUGGUCCAGCCUCUGGAGAUCCAAAUGCAGGUGAGGUUCAAAGUCCAUCACACCUUCCCCUGGCAGCAUGAAAACAAACCAUCAACCUCUGCCCUUGUGCCCCCCUUUUUUUCAAUUCUUUUUUAAUUUAAUCCCUGUGUUUGUUAGAGCUGACCCGCGGCCCAGGGAGAGCGAUACUGCACCUUUCCACGUAGGGCUCAUAUUUAUAACAAUGUGUAAUGACUGUAGCAAAAGUCCUUGUUUCUGUAUGUGAAUGGACAGAGAAACAAGUGCUCUAUUGUAUUGAUUAAAAUAGUUCCAAUGAGUCCUGUAUCAUUGUAUCUCCUAUUCUGGAUUAGUGCCUUUUGGACAGUAGACUGUUCUGUAAUUAAAAUGUAGUAUAACUGCUUUUUUGUACAGUUUUGUUUUAAUAAAACUUUUUUUUAAUUUGUGUUUAUUUUAGUAUUGUACCUAUUAGAAAAUAAAAAUGUAUAACUCAACACUGA
This is a messenger RNA of Prinia subflava (tawny-flanked prinia), 15873 nucleotides long. RefSeq names its product homeobox containing 1 (gene HMBOX1). The record is from RefSeq and is a predicted model, not a curated record. The transcript has 12 exons. Gene Ontology annotation, molecular function: double-stranded telomeric DNA binding. The coding region runs from base 342 to 1709 and encodes 455 amino acids. Gene Ontology annotation, biological process: positive regulation of DNA-templated transcription. Lineage: Eukaryota; Metazoa; Chordata; Aves; Passeriformes; Cisticolidae. Gene Ontology annotation, cellular component: nucleus.